GUUGAUUAGUGUAUCGAGCGGAAGUUUCUUUCGCAUUGGUUUGACAACCAGUCGGGAGUGACACUUGCCGCCUAUCGCUUGGCGGGAAUAUUUAGUUUUUAUUUUUAAUGGCUGUGAGUGUUGUGAUGUGUCAUGUGUUAUAUUCGGCUUAGUUUUUAAUGAUAGUUACAAUAGCUCUUUUUAUAGGAGUUACUUUAAUUACUCUUAUCUUCAAAUAUUUUCUUAAAGACGAUUCCGAGGAAAUUAACGGUGAGAUGGCGGAGCAGGAACAAGUGCGGUGCUCGUCCAGCGAGAGUGACAACUUUGAGAAGAUAGAGACAGAAGAUGUACAGCAGGCGCAAAAUGACGACAACGCGCACUUCGUGGUCGGCGACGAGGACACUGACGGGCAGGACGGGGCUGAUGAUGACGACGGCCCGUCUCACGAGGGCAUGGACUCCUUCCCCAACGCACCACCGCCGAACACCAGGCCAAAGCUCACCUUGGCCCAGCAGCUCGCACUGGCUGAGAAGCGGAGCAAGCUCAGACCUUCUAUGUCACAAGGUACAGUGGUGCACAGUCAACGUUUUCAAGAAAAGGACUUCACUAUAGCGACCCCUGAGGAGUUUGUACGACGUUUUCAAGGCACUAGAGCUAUUAACAAGGUUUUAAUCGCUAACAACGGAAUAGGAGCGGUAAAAUGUAUGAGGUCAAUACGUCGGUGGUCCUACGAGAUGUUCAAGAACGAGAGGGCUGUGCGCUUUGUUGUUAUGGUGACCCCAGAAGAUUUGAAAGCGAAUGCAGAGUAUAUCAAAAUGGCUGACAACUAUGUUCCUGUGCCUGGAGGUUCCAACAACAAUAACUAUGCCAAUGUUGAGCUGAUUGUGGACAUUGCUGUCCGUACACAAGUACAGGCGGUGUGGGCGGGCUGGGGCCACGCGUCCGAGAACCCCAAGCUACCGGAGCUACUGCACAGGGCCGGCGUGGCCUUCAUCGGGCCCCCGGAGAAGGCCAUGUGGGCACUAGGAGAUAAAAUCGCCUCCUCCAUCGUCGCGCAGACAGCAGACAUACCAACACUGCCGUGGAGUGGUAGCGAAUUGAAAGCUGAAUACAACAGCAAAAAGAUCAAGAUAUCGUCUGAGCUCUUCGCCAAGGGCUGCGUGUCCACGCCCGAGAAGGGUCUACAGGCUGCCACUAAAAUCGGGUUCCCGGUGAUGAUCAAGGCGUCGGAAGGCGGCGGCGGUAAGGGCAUCCGUAAGGUGGAGAACGCUGAUGACUUCAGCAACAUGUUCCGACAGGUGCAAGCGGAAGUGCCGGGGUCCCCGAUAUUUGUGAUGAAGCUCGCCAAGUGCGCUCGCCAUCUUGAAGUUCAGCUGUUGGCUGAUCAGUAUGGUAACGCUAUAUCACUGUUCGGUCGUGACUGCUCCAUCCAGCGUCGUCAUCAGAAGAUCAUCGAAGAGGCCCCCGCUGCAAUUGCCAAUCCCGAUGUUUUCAUUGAGAUGGAAAAGGCCGCGGUCCGUCUGGCCAAGAUGGUGGGCUACGUCAGCGCGGGCACGGUGGAGUACCUGUACGACCCGGCGUCGGGCUCCUACUUCUUCCUGGAGCUGAACCCGCGUCUGCAGGUCGAGCACCCCUGCACCGAGAUGGUGGCUGACGUCAACCUGCCAGCUGCGCAGUUGCAGAUCGCUAUGGGCCUGCCGCUGUACAACAUCAAAGACAUCAGGCUUCUGUACGGCGAGUCGCCUUGGGGCCUCACCCAGAUCGACUUCGACGAGCCGCAUCAGCGCCCCUCGCCUUGGGGACACGUCAUCGCCGCCCGCAUCACCUCCGAGAACCCCGACGAAGGUUUCAAGCCGUCUUCGGGUACGGUUCAGGAGCUUAACUUCCGUUCGUCGAAGAACGUGUGGGGUUACUUCAGUGUGGCCGCUUCGGGAGGGCUACACGAGUUCGCCGACUCACAGUUCGGGCAUUGUUUCUCGUGGGGCGAGACCAGAGAGCAGGCUAGAGAGAAUCUCGUAAUCGCGCUGAAGGAGCUGAGCAUCCGAGGCGACUUCCGCACGACGGUGGAAUACCUCAUCACGCUGUUGGAGACGCCAGCAUUCCAAGACAACAACAUCGAUACUAGCUGGCUGGACGCGCUUAUUGCUGAGAGAGCAGGGGUCCAAGGGGAGAAGCCCGACGUGAUGUUGGGCGUGAUCUGCGGGUCCAUCCUGAUCGCGGACAACAUCAUCACCGCCAACUUCCAAGAGUUUAAGAGCGCUUUAGAGAAGGGUCAAAUCCAAGGUUCGGGACAGUUGACGAACACAGUGGACGUGGAGCUGAUCCACAGCGGCACCAAGUACAUUGUGCAGGCCACCAAGUCCGGGCCCACCUCGUACUUCCUCGCUAUGAACAAGAGCUUCAAGGAGUUGGAAGUUCACAAGCUCACUGAUGGAGGUACUCUACUCUCCCUCGACGGGGCGUCCUACACCACCUACUUGAAGGACGAGGUUGACCGCUACCGCAUCGUCAUCGGCAACCAGACUGUGGUGUUUGACAAGGAGCGAGACCCAUCCAAGCUGCGCGCGCCCUCUGCCGGAAAACUUGUCAAUACUUUAGUCGAAGAUGGCGGACAUGUUGAUAAGGGACAACCCUAUGCGGAGAUUGAGGUAAUGAAAAUGGUGAUGACCCUAUCUGCCCCGGAGUCAGGAAAGGUGACGUGGAUACUGCGGUCGGGGGCUGUACUGGAUCAGGGCUCGCUCAUGGGCUCGUUAGAACUGGACGACCCUUCGUUAGUGACGGUGGCGCAGCCGUACAAGGGGCAGUUCCCGGCCGGCGACACGGGGCCCGUCUCAGAGAAGAUGAACUAUGCCCAUAACAAGUAUAAAUACAUCUUGGAGAACACCCUUGCUGGUUACUGCCUCCCCGAUCCAUACAACAUCCCGAGGAUACAAGAACUCGUUGAGAAGUUUAUGCAGAGUUUACGCGACCCCUACCUACCUCUACUAGAGUUGCAGGAGGUGCUGUCUUCGACAUCGGGGCGCAUCCCUAUCUCCGUGGAGAAGAAGGUGCGCAAGUUGAUGGCGACAUACGAGAGGAACAUCACUAGCGUACUCGUCCAGUUCCCCAGCCAGCAGAUCGCCAGCGUUAUCGACCACCACGCCGCAGCAUUACCGAAGCGCGCAGACAGAGAUGUGUUCUUCAUGAGUACGCAAGCUCUCGUCCAACUGGUGCAAAGAUACAGAAACGGUAUCCGAGGCAGAAUGAAGUCUGCAGUUCACGACUUGCUUAAGCAAUACUUCCAAGUCGAAAGUAACUUCCAGUUGGGUUCGUAUGACAAAUGUGUGAUGGCUCUCCGUGAGCGGUACAAGGACGACAUGCAGGCCGUCGUCAACACCAUCUUCUCGCACAACCAAGUCUCCAAGAAGAACUUACUGGUGACGUUGUUGAUCGAUCACUUGUGGUCCAAUGAGCCUGGGCUAACAGACGAACUGGCGGCGACCCUCAACGAGUUGACAUCACUUCAUCGCGCCGAACACAGCCGCGUCGCACUCAGAGCUCGACAGGUUCUAAUCGCAGCGCACCAGCCGGCGUACGAGCUACGACACAACCAGAUGGAGUCCAUCUUCCUGUCUGCCGUGGACAUGUACGGACACGACUUCCACCCGGAGAACCUUCAGAAACUCAUCCUAUCGGAGACGUCCAUAUUCGACAUACUACACGACUUCUUCUACCAUACCAACUCGGCUGUUUGCAACGCGGCGCUGGAGGUGUACGUGCGUCGUGCGUACACGUCGUACGACAUCGCGUGUCUGCAGCACCUCGCGUUAUCCGGCGAGCUGCCAGUCGUACACUUCCAAUUCGUUCUGCCCACCGGACAUCCCAAUAGGAUACCAAUCAGCCAAUCCGAGAUCGAGUUAGCAUCAGCGGCGGAUCAGGAGGGCGUGCCCGCGGAGCUAUCAGCUGCGGCGAUGCGCAAGUGCCACCACCGUACGGGCGCGCUAGCCGCGUUCGCCAGCUUCGAACAAUUCGCGGAAUAUGCUGAUGAGAUGUUGGACCUGGUGCAUGACUUUGCGAGCACCGCUUCGGUGCGACGCGAGGAUCUACAAGCGCUUCAGGAUGGCAGUGAGAGUCGCGACAGCACCAGCAUAAACGUCGGUCACGAUUACAAACAGAAUGUUGAUGAGGAUGUGCCUCUGGAGCCGAUCCACAUUUUGAUGGUGGGUGUUCGCGACUCCGGCGACACGGAUGACGCGGCGGUGUCGCGCCGACUUGCGGCGUUCUGUCGCGCGCACGCUCGAGAUCUACACAACAAGCGGAUACGACGCAUUACGUUCAUGUUGCUGGUCAAGCGUCAAUUCCCCAAGUUCUUCACGUACCGCGCCCGCAACGAUUUCCGCGAGGACACGAUAUACCGCCACUUGGAGCCGGCGUCGGCGUUCCAGCUGGAGCUGUACAGGAUGAGGAGCUACGACCUAGAAGCUCUGCCCACCAGCAACCAGAAGAUGCAUUUGUAUCUCGGAAAGGCUAAGGUCAAAAAGGGACAAGAAGUGACAGAUUACCGAUUCUUCAUAAGAUCAAUCAUCAGGCACCAGGAUCUUAUUACGAAAGAAGCCAGUUUUGAAUACUUACAGAAUGAGGGAGAAAGGGUGCUACUAGAGGCUAUGGACGAGUUGGAGGUGGCGUUCUCGCACCAUCUCGCUAAGAGAACUGACUGCAACCACAUCUUCCUCAACUUCGGACCAACGGUUAUCAUGGAUACAGCUAAGAUUGAAGAGUCUGUCCUCGGUAUGGUGAUGCGGUACGGACCGAGGCUGUGGAAACUCAGAGUGUUGCAGGCUGAGAUCAGAUUCACUUUGAGAAUAGGUCCCGGAGCGCCGACCAAGAACGUUCGGCUCUGCCUGUCUAACGGCUCGGGCUACUCGCUCGACAUCUACACAUACGAGGAGGUCAUCGACCCGAGGACAGGAGUUAUAAUAUUCCAAUCGUACGGAACCAGGCAAGGCCCGAUGCACGGUCUGCCGGUAUCCACGCCCUACGUCACUAAAAACUACCUGCAGCAGAAGAGGUUCUUGGCGACGUCUCAAGGCACGACGUACGUGUACGACAUCCCCGACAUGUUCCGUCAGAUGGUCGAGAAGAGGUGGAAGGACUGCAUCGAGGAGGGUUCCGUUGAUGGUCCAAUGCCAGACAACGUGAUGAACUCCGUCGAGUUAGUAGUCGAAAGCGACGGUGAGCGACGUCUAGUGGAAGUGACACGGCUGCCCGGACAGAACACAGUCGGCAUGGUCGCCUGGAGACUGAUGCUCUAUACACCUGAGUGCCCCAACGGACGAGAGAUUGUCCUCAUAGCUAACGACCUGACGCACUAUACUGGGUCAUUCGGCCCGCAGGAGGACUGGCUGUACUACAGAGCGUCCGAACACGCCAGACAUAGGAAGAUACCCAGGCUAUUCAUCGGCGUGAACUCCGGCGCCCGUAUCGGUCUGGCUGAGGAAGUAAAGGCGGAGUUCCGUGCGGCAUGGGUGGAGGCGGAGCGUCCGGACCGCGGCUUCAGCUACCUGUACCUCACGCCCGAGGCCUACUCGCGACUCGGCCCGCUCGGCUCCGUCAAGGCCGAGCUCAUUGAGGACGAGGGCGAGUCCAGAUACCGCAUUACCGAUAUUAUAGGCAAAGACGACGGUAUCGGCGUGGAGUGUUUACGCGACGCCGGCCUCAUUGCGGGCGAGACGGCUCAGGCGUACGAGGACAUUGUCACCAUCUCCGUGUGCACAUGUCGCGCCAUCGGCAUCGGCGCUUACAUCCUACGGCUCGGGCACCGUGUCAUCCAAGUGGAAUCCUCCUACAUCAUCCUCACAGGCUACAUGGCGUUGAACAAGGUGCUCGGUCGCGCGGUGUACGCGUCCAACAACCAGCUCGGUGGAGUACAGAUUAUGCACAAUAACGGCGUGUCGCACGCUGUAGUGCCGACCGAUCUGCAGGCUGUGGCGACUGCGCUGAAGUGGCUGUCGUAUGUGCCUAAGGAUAAAAUGAGCAUGGUGCCGCUAAUGCGUAGUGUGGAUCCCAUCGACCGUCCUGUACAAUGGUGUCCCCCGCGCGGACCGUACGACCCGCGCCUGCUGCUCACGGGUGACGGCGCGCGCGCAGGAUUCUUCGACUUCGGCUCCUUCGAUGAGAUCAUGCAGCCCUGGGCACAGACUGUUGUCACAGGUCGGGCUCGGCUAGGUGGUAUACCUGUGGGUGUGAUCGCCGUGGAGACGCGCACAGUGGAGCUGACGUUACCUGCCGACCCCGCCAACCUCGACUCCGAGAGCAAGACCGUACAGCAGGCGGGACAGGUAUGGUUCCCGGACUCCGCGUACAAGACGUCGCAGGCGAUUCACGACUUCUCCCGCGAGAAUCUGCCGAUUAUCAUAUUCGCUAACUGGCGAGGAUUCAGCGGUGGGCAGAAAGACAUGUACGAACAAAUCCUGAAGUUCGGUGCGGAGAUUGUCCGAGCGCUGCGCGGCGCGACCGCGCCCGUGCUCGUGUACAUCCCGCCCGGCGGCGAACUGCGCGGCGGCGCGUGGGCGGUCGUCGAUCCCAGCGUCAACAACCUGCGCAUGGAGAUGUACGCCGAUAAUGACGCCAGAGGUGGUAUCCUGGAGGCGGAGGGUGCUGUGGAGGUGAAGUACAAGCAGCGCGACAUCCUCAAGACUAUGCACCGCCUCGACCCCGAGCUGCUGCGGCUGAGCGCGAGGGUCAACGAAUUGAAGGAACAGAUCAAGGAGCUGUCGAAGAACUUGGACAGGAGAGGUUCUAUAGAUGACGUGCUCGUCAAGACAGAAGAAGGUAGACAAGCCGAGAGUAAAGUGCGUGAAUUAGACAGCGAACUGCUUGCCCUAGAUAAGAGUAUCAAAGCGAGGGAAAAGGAACUAUCGCCCAUAUAUCACCAGAUCGCCGUCCAGUUUGUUGAGUUACACGACACCGCCGAGAGAAUGUUAGAAAAGGGUUGCAUAUUUGACAUCGUCCCGUGGCGCGAAUCUCGGCGCAUCCUCCACUGGCGGCUGCGGCGUUUGUUGCGUCAGAACGCACAGGAGCGGCGCGUGCAGGCCGCCAGCGGGCCCACCACCGACCAGCGCGCCGCCGCCGCCACGCUACGCCGCUGGUUCACAGAGGACCGCGGCGAGACGCAGUCUCACCAGUGGGAGCACGACAACGAGGCGGUGUGCCGGUGGCUGGAGGCGCAGGAGGGCGACGCGGAGUCCGUGCUGGAGCGGAACCUGCGCGCCAUGCGCGACGACGCCUUGCUAGACUCCAUCAACCGCCUCGUCAUGGAAUUGAGUCCAUCCCAGCGUGCGGAGCUCACUAGGAAACUCACUGCCAUAGAUAUGAACUCGGAUUUUAGCAGUUAAUUACAGGAGCAUGCUUAGUCAAUACGAUGUUAUUUAUUCAAGAGGCCGUUUAUACUGUGUUGAGUGAUUGUGUGCGUUGUCUAGCUGCGGUGUUUCAUUUCAUAUAAUAGCAAUCGACAUUAAACUAUAGAAACAUGAAUUUCUAUAAACUAAUAAUCAUGAGACUUUACAAAAGUAUGGUUUACAUGAUUAUCAAAGGAAAUGCUAAAAAUGUAUUUACAAAUUUAAAUUUUAUUAAAAGAAGCUUUGAAAAAGCUCGCUUCACCGAUUGUUGUGAAUAUAUUUUUGUGACGUGUGACGUCAUCGCUUUAUUUAUACAUUCCUCUUUUAUCGGGCCAUGCUAUGACAAUUUGUUGUUUCAUUUCUUAAGUCUAAAUUAUAUACAAUUCAAAUAUUAUUUAUUAUAUAUAAAUUACACAUUGAUGGGUUGUAAA
Aricia agestis (brown argus) is the source of this 7786-nucleotide messenger RNA. It is a transcript of the gene ACC, whose product is annotated as acetyl-CoA carboxylase. The record is from RefSeq and is a predicted model, not a curated record. Lineage: Eukaryota; Metazoa; Arthropoda; Insecta; Lepidoptera; Lycaenidae. Gene Ontology annotation, molecular function: ATP binding; acetyl-CoA carboxylase activity; metal ion binding. Bases 159 to 7352 code for a protein of 2397 amino acids. The transcript has 53 exons. Gene Ontology annotation, biological process: fatty acid biosynthetic process.